Molecule: messenger RNA, 1295 nt
Organism: Pelagomonas calceolata
Lineage: Eukaryota; Pelagophyceae; Pelagomonadales; Pelagomonadaceae
Source: the annotation of a GenBank genome assembly
CGACGAGCUGCUUGGCUUUGCCGCGGAUAUAUUUGCGAGUAGCGAGCCCUCUGGACGUCCUGCAAUUUACUGCACGACUAAUAGCUCUAAACGUCUCAGCAGACGUCGAGCUGCAGCGCUAAACGCCGCCAGCCGCCCGCUAGACUCGCUGGCCAGAGAAGCUCUCAGAGCAGCCAAACGCCAUCGGCGCGCAUAACCAUGGCCGCCCAAGCCGCCGCGGCGGGCGCCGCCUUCGAGCAGGACAUCCACCACGACCCGAAACAGAAGCCCCAGAACGUCUGCGUGUUGGGGGGCGGCAACUUCGGGACCGCGAUGGCCUUUCUAGCUGCUAGCAAGUCGCACUCCGUGCGAUGGUAUUGUCGGGACCCAAAGCAGGCCGCUACUAUUACUUCCACGCGGCGCAAUCCUAGAUACUUGUCGGACAUCGAGCUGCCCGAAGGCCUGCAAGCCACCGCAAACGUUUCAGAAGCCCUCCAAGGCGCCACCCUCGUAAUCUCCGCCCUCCCGGCCCAGGCGACGCCCCACUUCAUCGAGAAAUAUCGAGGAGACAUCCCCGCCGACGCCAUUUUUUGCUGCACCUCCAAGGGUUUGUAUCUCGAGGAAGGCUGCUUUUUGUCGGAGGCGAUGCUGCGGGCGUUUCAAAGACCACAAACGCUGGCUUUUUUGUCAGGACCGUCCUUCGCGCGCCAGAUCUGCGAACGGCACCCGACGGCGUUAGUGUGUGCUUCGGCGAAGUUGGCCGACGCGGUCCAGGUGCAGUUCGCCCUGUCGUCAAAACGGUUCCGCGUCUACGCGUCCCAGGAUACCGUGGGAGUGGAAUUGGGCGGCGCCCUGAAGAAUCCAUUGGCGAUCGGCGCGGGCAUGAUCGAGGGCGCGGGAUUUGGCAUAAAUACCCUGGCGGCCUUCGUCACGCGCGCGACGCGGGAGCUCACCGUGUUAUGUGUGGCCAUGGGCGGGCGGCCCGAGACGAUCUCGGGCUUGGCGGGUGUCGGUGAUUUGAUGCUGACGGCCUUCGGGGACCUGUCUCGUAAUAGGAACUGCGGGCUGCGCCUGGCCAAGGGCGAAUCCCUCGACACCAUAUUACAAUCGUGCACGGUGGAAGGCGUCCCAACGGCAUCAGUCGCAAAAGCCUUCGCGACGAAGUGCAAUCUGGACCUGCCCCUGUUCACGGCCGUCGCGAUGAUCCUGGACGGGCGCCUGAACGUCGAGGACGCGCUCGACCACCUCAUGUCGCGGCCGCUCGGGACGGAGGUGCCGCUGCUCUAGGGUAUUGCGCGCCUAUAAUUAUGUCGUGA